This is a messenger RNA of Colletotrichum paranaense, 3378 nucleotides long. Its product is annotated as MutS domain V. The record is from RefSeq and is a predicted model, not a curated record. The transcript has a single exon. Lineage: Eukaryota; Fungi; Ascomycota; Sordariomycetes; Glomerellales; Glomerellaceae. Gene Ontology annotation, biological process: mitotic recombination; mismatch repair. Bases 1 to 3378 code for a protein of 1125 amino acids. Gene Ontology annotation, cellular component: nucleus. Gene Ontology annotation, molecular function: ATP-dependent DNA damage sensor activity; ATP binding; mismatched DNA binding.
AUGGCGCCCAAGUCGAAACCGCCCGAAAAGAAGCAGCAGUCGCUCACAAACUUCUUCCAGCCAAAGACGGUCAAUGGCCUAGCCGCCGCCUUCCAAAAGUCGCAGUCCGAAGCAAGAACAAGCCCGCCCGAGUCGCCGGAUUCCUCGCGCAAGCGCCCCUUGGAGGAGGACACGGAUAGGGGCAAUAAUGGACCCGACAAGACCAUCAAGAGAGCAAAGGGUGAAAAGGGGGACAAGGCCAAUGCUGCGGAUCAGGGCAAGAGCUCCUUCUUCACUCCAGGAGCCAAGCCACCCGCCGAGUCUGAGCCGAAGUCCAAGGCAUCUGCAGCUUCCUCUAGGACGGGACGGUUCGCCUACAGCCAGGCUUCAGACGUGAACGAGGAGGAGGAUGAAGAGGAUCAAGACCCGUCCACGAAGCAGCGCAAGGAGGAGUUACACAAGAAGUUCGUCAAGAAGCUGGGCCAUCCGGACAGCAUGCUAUGGCGGCGCCGGAGGCAAGAUGACAACGAAGCCGCUGAUGAGGAGGAGGGCGAAGGAGAAGAAGACGAGGACGAAGCUCCGCCGCCGCCCAAGGCAAAGAAGGGCGGUGCAAGAGCAAACAAGAAGCUCACUCCCAUGGAGAUCCAGUUCCUCGACAUCAAGCGGAAACAUCUGGAUACAGUCCUCAUCGUAGAGGUGGGCUAUAAGUUCCGGUUCUUUGGUGAAGAUGCCCGCAUUGCCGCCAAAGAGCUCAGCAUCGUGUGCAUACCUGGCAAAUUCCGCUACGACGAGCACCCCUCUGAAGCACAUCUGGAAAAGUUCGCCUCUGCGAGCAUCCCGGUACAUCGUCUGCCGGUUCACGCCAAGCGUCUCGUUGCUGCUGGUCACAAGGUCGGCGUGGUACGCCAGAUUGAGACAGCCGCAUUGAAGAAGGCCGGCGACAACCGCAACGCCCCAUUCGUUCGGAAGUUGACCAACGUCUACACAAAGGGCACAUACAUUGACGAGAAUGGCGAACUUGAAACGGAUGGUGAUGGUGGCGCUCCUUCGGGUGGUUAUCUGCUCUGCAUCACCGAGACUCCCACCAAGGGGCAGGGCACCGACGAGAAGGUCGAUGUCGGUAUAGUAGCCGUACAGCCAACCACGGGCGACAUCAUCUACGACACAUUCGAGGACGGCUUUAUGCGCAGUGAAAUCGAGACCCGACUGCUGCAUAUCUCGCCGUGCGAAUUCGUCAUCGUCGGCGACCUUACAAAGGGGUCAGACAAGCUGAUCCAGCACCUCUCGGGGAGCAGCACAAACGUAUUUGGUGAUCGCAGCCGCGUCGAGCGUGUCCCUCGAACAAAGACCAUGGCCGCCGAGGCCUACUCUCACGUCACACAGUUCUACGCCGACAAGCUGCAGCAGACCCCCGAUGCCGAUGCCUCGGCUCUCCUGGAGCGCAUCCUCCACCUCCCCGAGCCCGUCACCGUCUGCCUCUCCGCCAUGAUCAGCCACCUCAAGGAAUACGGCCUCGAGCACGUGUUUGACCUCACCAAAAACUUCACCAGCUUCUCCGCGCGCCAGCAUAUGCUCCUGAACGGAACGACACUCGAGGCUCUCGAGGUCUACCGCAACGCUACCGACCACUCGGAGCGCGGUUCCCUCUUCUGGGCUCUGGACAAGACCACUACCCGCUUCGGCCAGCGCCUCCUCCGCAAAUGGGUCGGUCGGCCUCUGCUCGACGUCGCCCGCCUCGAGGAACGCGUGGCCGCCGUCCAGGAACUCGUUGACGAACAGUCCUCCGCAAAAGUCGACCGUCUGCAAACACUCCUCGCCGGCACAAAGACGGACCUCGAGCGCAGCCUCAUCCGUAUCUACUACGGCAAAUGCACCCGCCCUGAACUCCUAUCCGUCCUCCAGACCCUCCAACGCAUCGCCAUGCAAUACCCAACCGUCAAAUCCGCCGAGGCAACAGGCUUCACCUCCCCCCUCAUCGCAUCCGCUGUCCUGUCCCUCCCCCAGAUCCUCGACCUCGUCGUCUCCCACCUCGACAAAAUCAACCCCGAGGCCGCCCGCAAAGACGACAAGUACAACUUCUUCCGCGAAUCAGAACAGACGGAAGACAUUGAAGACCACAAAAUGGGCAUCGUCUCGGUCGAACAAUCCCUCGACGAGCACCGCGGCGACGCCGCCUCCUCCCUCAAACGCAAGAAACCCGUCGACUACGUCACUGUCUCGGGCAUCGAGUUCCUCAUCGAGGUGCCCAAUACGGACCUCAAAUCCGUCCCGGCCUCGUGGAUCAAAAUCUCGGGCACAAAGAAGCUCUCCCGCUUCCACACCCCCGCCGUCGUCCGCCUCAUCGCCGAGAGGGACCAGCACCGUGAAGCCCUCGCCGCCGCCUGCGACGCCGCCUUCUCCGCUCUCCUCCGCACGAUAGCAGACGCCUACCAACCUCUCCGCGAUGCCGUCUCCUCCCUCGCAACCCUCGACUGCCUCCUCUCCCUCUCCCGCGUCGCCGCCCUCCCGGGCUACAGCAAACCAACCUUCCUCCCCUCCACCACGAACAAACCCACAAUCUCCAUCGCCCAAGGCCGCCACCCCAUCGCAGAACACACCCUCUCAGAUCCCUACAUCCCCUUCACCACAACCCUCGCCUCCCCCUCCCCGCUGGCCCACCUUAUCACGGGCCCCAACAUGGGCGGCAAAUCCUCCUUCGUCCGCGCCGUCGCCCUCCUCGUCCUCCUAGCCCAGAUAGGCUCCUUCGUCCCCGCCGACGCUCUAUCGCUAACCCUCACCGACGCAAUCCACGUCCGCAUGGGCGCCCGCGACAACCUCGCCGCCGGCGAAUCGACCUUCAUGGUCGAGGUCUCGGAGACGGCGCGCAUCCUCCGCGCCGCCACCCCGCGCUCCCUCGUCAUCCUCGACGAGUUGGGCAGAGGCACCUCCACCCACGACGGCGCCGCCAUCGCCCACGCCGUCCUCGAUCACGUAGUCCGCGAGAACAGGUGUCUCACCCUCUUCAUCACGCACUACCAGAAUCUCGCCCGCCUAGCCGAGGGCAUAGGCGAAGGCCUCGUCAAGAACGUCCACAUGCGCUUCACCGCCACCCGCAGAGCCGGGGCUGGGGCGGAGGAAGGCGACGUCGAUGCGGAUGAUGAUGAGGCGGGUGCUGACGAAGAAAUAACGUUCCUGUAUGAAGUUGGAGAGGGUGUUGCGCACAGAUCGUAUGGACUAAACGUGGCUCGUUUGGCUCGCAUACCCCGCAAGGUCAUUGAUGUUGCCUCGCAGAGGUCGCGCGAGAUGGAACAGGAUGUAAAGGUCCGGAGGUUAAGGGGCACCGCUCGUCUUCUCACCGAAGUCCUUGAGACGAACCCCGACCAGCUUGAUCAUUUGAUCUCAAACAUUGAGCAAUUGUAG